ACAGAGAGACUCCUCCUAGAAGAGAUAAUCAGCUCUCCAGCCACUUCAGGCUCCAGUCCCCAGUCUGAACCUGUGGUAGACUCGACUCCAGUAGCAAGGCCUGAGGGAUCUGCACUGUUGUGGACGAAACUGACGGGACAUACAGACUCUUAUGAAGGUAAGCAGAAGCUACUAUGGAGGGUCACGUCACACAGAUUUCCCGAGAGGACCUGGAAGACCUGAGAGAGGCCUUUAAUAAGAUUGACAUCGAUAACAGCGGCUACGUGAGUGACUUUGAGCUUCACGAGCUGUUCAGAGAGGCCAGCUUUCACCUGCCGGGCUACCAGGUGAGAGAGAUCAUCGAGACCUUUAUCGCCGGAGACACGAACAAAGACGAGAAGAUCAGCUUCGAGGAAUUUGUCGCAAUCUAUCAAGAGCUGAAGAGCAAAAAGUUCAGUGAGACGUUUAGGAAAAGCAUCACCAGGAGAGAUGGGAUCCGCUCCUUUGGAGGACUGUCAAGGAUCUCCAGCGAGGGAACGCAGCACUCCUAUGCUGAUGAGGAGAAAGUGGCUUUUGUGAGGUGGAUCAACAAAGCUUUGGCAAAAGACACAGACUGCCAACAUCUGCUGCCAAUGAACCCCGACAAUGACAGCCUCUUCACCUCAGUCCGCGACGGCAUCCUGCUAUGUAAAAUGAUCAACAUCUCCCAACCCGACACAAUCGACGAAAGAGUCAUCAACACUAAGAAGCUUACCACCUUCACGAUGAGAGAUAAUCUGGUCCUAGCAUUGAACUCAGCCUCAUCGAUCGGCUGCACGGUGGUGAACAUUGACGCCCAGGACCUGAUGGCUGGGAAACCUCAUCUGGUGCUCGGAAUGUUCUGGCAGAUUAUCAAGGUCGGCCUCCUUGCUGAUAUAAAAAUCAGCAAGAACGAAGGUCUGAUCAACCUCCUGUUACAUGGAGAAGAGCUGGACCAUCUGAUGUCUCUGUCACCUGAGGAGUUGCUGCUCCGCUGGGUCAAUUAUCAUCUACGCAACGCAGGGACGGAAACCAUCGACAACUUCAGUGAUGAUAUCAAGGACUCGCGGGCCUACUUCCACCUGCUGAACCAGAUCGCCAUCCAUCAAGAGUAUAGCUUCAGAAGAGUCCAUAUUGAUAUGAGCGGCCUCAGCGAGAGGAAUUUGGAGCGAAGGGCUGAGCUGAUGCUACAGCAGGCGGCCAAACUGGAGUGCAGGCAGUUUGUUUCUCCUCUAGACGUCACCUCUGGAAACAGCAAACUGAACUUGGCCUUCGUGGCGAACAUGUUCAACAUGCAUCCUGGUCUGCAGCAUGCGGGUCACAUCAACGGCAUAGACGUGGCCCAAAUCGAGGAGUCCAAAGAAGAGAAAACGUUUCGCAACUGGAUUAACUCUCUUGGCGUCUCUCCACAUGUCAACUAUCUUUAUAGGGACUUGUGCGAUGGUUUGGUGAUUCUGCAGCUUUACGAAAAGGUCAAUGUGGCUGUGGACUGGAGGAGAGUAAACCAUCCUCCUUAUCCCAUCCUGGGGAAAAAUAUGAAGAAGCUGGAGAACUGUAACUAUGCGGUGAGGCUGGGCAGGGAGGUCGCUCACUUCUCUCUGGUUGGAAUUGGAGGAGAAAACAUAAAUGAGGGGAGUCAAAUGCACACCCUGGCGCUGGUCUGGCAGCUAAUGAGGAGGUACACAGUUAUGGUUUUGUCAGAUCUGGGUGACGGAGAGAGGCUUGGAGAUCAGAUCAUCCUGAACUGGGUCAACACCACACUGAGCCAGAAACGAAAGGACACACAGAUCAGCGGCUUCAAGGAUCAGCUGAUCAGCACUAGUCUGCCAGUGUUUGACCUCAUCGACAUCAUCGCUCCCGGUUCAGUCAGGUGGGAGAUGGUGAGGAAAGGAGACAAAAAACGGAUGAGUGACGAAGACAAACACAACAAUGCCAAGUAUGCCGUCUCGUUGGCUCGUAAGAUCGGAGCUCGUGUCUACGCUCUGCCUGAUGACUUGGUGGAGGUGAACCCCAAGAUGGUGAUGACGCUGUUCGCCUGCCUCAUGGGUCACGGAAUGAAAAAGGCCAACCACUGAAACAGACAUGAACAAACCUGAAUAAAAACAACCAAUGUGCAUUUCAUUUCUUUGUUUUCAGUCUUUAUCAUCAUUAUAAUCACCUUUUCUUUGGCAUAUACCUUUGCUGUAAUCACUGGACACAAAGCAAUCUAUCAUUUUCUGUUACUCUUUUAAAAAUGGUAACUUUACCUAAAGAUAGAAAUCUUUUCUCAUCAGCAGAGACACUGUUUGUUAUCUGUGAUUUUAUAGAACAAGCUCCUAAUUGUUCUUUGCUUUAUUAUAUUUAAUAAGACAUUACUAUUCUAUUUACUUCUUCUGCUAUAAGUGCAGGAAAUACAGCAGACACUCUUUCAGCAAACAUUUUAUGUCUGUAAAUGUUGUCUAUUGAAUAUUACUAUUUAAUUAUUGAAGAAGAAGAAUCUAAUAAAUGUACCAAAAAGCUG
Messenger RNA from Amphiprion ocellaris (clown anemonefish), 2497 nucleotides. It is a transcript of the gene pls1, whose product is annotated as plastin 1 (I isoform). The record is from RefSeq and is a predicted model, not a curated record. Gene Ontology annotation, cellular component: cytoplasm; actin filament; actin filament bundle. Gene Ontology annotation, biological process: actin filament network formation; actin filament bundle assembly. Gene Ontology annotation, molecular function: calcium ion binding; actin filament binding. The transcript has 16 exons. Bases 174 to 2072 code for a protein of 632 amino acids. Lineage: Eukaryota; Metazoa; Chordata; Actinopteri; Pomacentridae.